This is a messenger RNA of Columba livia (rock pigeon), 3934 nucleotides long. It is a transcript of the gene DCTN1, whose product is annotated as dynactin subunit 1. Lineage: Eukaryota; Metazoa; Chordata; Aves; Columbiformes; Columbidae. Gene Ontology annotation, cellular component: nucleus; microtubule plus-end; axon. Gene Ontology annotation, molecular function: microtubule plus-end binding. Gene Ontology annotation, biological process: nuclear migration; establishment of mitotic spindle orientation; cytoplasmic microtubule organization. The transcript is spliced from 28 exons. Bases 199 to 3672 code for a protein of 1157 amino acids. The record is from RefSeq and is a predicted model, not a curated record.
GGCGGCAGCGGCGCAGGAGGACGAGCGGCCCCGGCGCAGCCCCCGGAGCCGCCGCAGCGGCCGGCGCUGGCAGAGGCGACCGCCGGGCUCGGGCGGAUGGCGAGCGGGUGGCGCGGAGCCGCGGCCAUUUGCAGGCGCCGCAGCGAGCGCCGGUGCUAACGUCUGCUCCUCUUCCCUCCUCGCUCCGUCCUCCCCGCAAUGAUGAGGCAGGCCCCGGCCACUCGCAAGACCAGCGCCCGGCGGCCCAAGCCCGCCCGGACCCCCAGCUCGGCAGCGUCCAGCGGCACGGCCGGGCCCUCGGGCUCGGCCUCGGCCUCGGGCGGGGAGAUGAGCAGCAGUGAGCCCAGCACGCCGGCCCAGACCCCGCUGGUGGCCCCGGUCAUCCCGACGCCCGCCCUGGCCUCGCCGGUGGCACCGCCGGUGCCCUCGCCCACAAAGCCCAGCCCGGCCGCGCAGCGUCCCCAGGACGGCCAGGAGGAGGAAAACUUGCGCUCUCAAGUCAGGGACCUGGAGGAGAAAUUGGAGACUCUGAAGAUAAAGCGAAAUGAAGACAAAGCGAAGCUCAAAGAGCUGGAGAAGUACAAGAUCCAGCUGGAGCAGGUGCAGGAGUGGAAGAGCAAGAUGCAGGAGCAGCAGGCCGAGCUGCAGAAGCGGCUCAAGGAGGCCAAGAAGGAGGCCAAGGAUGCCCUGGAAGCCAAGGAGCGCUACAUGGAGGAGAUGGCGGACACGGCCGACGCCAUCGAGAUGGCCACGCUGGACAAGGAGAUGGCCGAGGAGCGAGCCGAGUCCCUGCAGCAGGAGGUGGACUCCCUGAAGGAGAAGGUGGAAUAUCUCACCAUGGACCUGGAGAUCCUGAAGCACGAGAUCGAGGAGAAAGGCUCGGACGGGGCCGCCUCCAGUUACCAGGUGAAGCAGCUGGAGGAGCAGAACGCGAGGCUCAAGGAGGCUCUGGUGAGGAUGCGGGACUUGUCUGCCUCGGAGAAGCAGGAACACGUGAAGCUUCAGAAGCAGAUGGAGAAGAAGAACACGGAGCUGGAGUCCCUGCGCCAGCAGAGGGAGAAGCUGCAGGAGGAGCUGAAGCAGGCGGAGAAGACGGUUGAUGAGCUGAAGGAGCAGGUGGAUGCUGCUCUGGGGGCUGAAGAGAUGGUGGAGACACUGACCGAGAGAAACCUCGACCUGGAGGAGAAGGUCCGGGAGCUGCGCGAGACCGUCGGGGACCUGGAAGCCAUGAAUGAGAUGAACGACGAGCUGCAGGAAAACGCGCGGGAGACGGAGCUGGAGCUGCGGGAGCAGCUGGACAUGGCCACGGCGCGGGUGCGCGAGGCCGAGAAGCGCGUGGAGGCCGCGCAGGAGACCGUGGCUGACUACCAGCAGACCAUCAAAAAGUACCGAGAGCUGACCGCUCACCUCCAGGACGUGAACCGAGAGCUCAUGAGUCAGCAAGAAGCGUCUGCCGAGAAGCAGCAGCAGCCGCCGCCUGAGAUGUUCGACUUCAAGAUUAAAUUUGCAGAGACGAAAGCGCACGCCAAGGCCAUCGAGAUGGAGCUGCGGCAGAUGGAGGUGCAGCAGGCCAACCGCCACGUCUCGCUCCUCACCUCCUUCAUGCCCGACAGCUUCCUGCGCCACGGCGGGGACCACGACUGCGUGCUGGUGCUGCUGCUCAUCCCGCGCCUCAUCUGCAAGGCCGAGCUGAUCAGCAAGCAGGCUCAGGAGAAGUUUGACCUGACCGAGAGCUGUGCGGAGCGCAGUGGGCUGCGCGGCGCUGCCGGGGAGCAGCUCAGCUUUGCCGCGGGGCUGGUGUAUUCGCUGAGCCUCCUGCAGGCCACCCUGCACAAAUAUGAGCAGGCCCUGAACAAGUGCAGUGUGGAGGUUUACAAGAAGGUGGGGAUGCUGUACCCUGAGAUGAGCGUCCACGAGCGCUCGCUGGACUUCCUGAUCGAGCUGCUGCACAAGGACCAGCUGGACGAGACGGUCAACGUGGAGCCGCUGACCAAAGCCAUCAAGUACUACCAGCACCUGUACAGCAUCCACCUGGCUGACCAGGCUGAGGACUGCACCAUGCAGCUGGCCGACCACAUCAAGUUCACCCAGAGCGCCCUGGACUGCAUGGGGGUGGAGGUGAGCCGCCUGCGCGCCUUCCUGCAGGCCGGGCAGGAGGCGUCCGACCUGCCGCUGCUGCUGAAGGACCUGGACACGUCCUGCAGCGACAUCCGCCAGUUCUGCAAGAAGAUCCGGCGCCGCAUGCCCGGGACGGACGCGCCGGGGAUCCCCGCGGCGCUGGGCUUCGGGCAGCAGGUGUCGGACACGCUGCUGGAGUGCCGCAAGCACCUGACGUGGGUGGUGGCCGUGCUGCAGGAGGUGGCGGCUGCCGGGGCGCAGCUGAUCGCUCCGCUGGCCGAGAACGAGGGGCUGCAGGCGGUGAAGCUGGAGGACCUGGCGUUCAAAGCCAGCGAGCAGAUCUACGGCACCGCAGGCAUCAAUCCCUACGAGUGCCUGCGCCAGUCCUGCAGCAUCCUCAUCGCCACCAUGAACAAGAUGGCCACGGCCAUGCAGGAGGGCGAGUACGACGCGGACAGGCCGCAGAGCAAGCCCACCCCCCCGGCCGAGCUGCGGGCCGCGGCUCUUCGGGCGGAGAUCACGGACGCCGAGGGGCUGGGGCUGAAGCUGGAGGACAGGGAGACGGUCAUCAAGGAGCUGAAGAAGUCCCUCAAGAUCAAGGGCGAGGAGCUCAGCGAGGCCAACGUGCGGCUCAGCCUGCUGGAGAAGAAGCUGGACAGCGCGUCCAAGGACGCCGACGACCGCGUGGAGAAGAUACAGACGAAGCUGGACGAGACCCAGACGCUGCUCAAAAAGAAGGAGAAGGAGUUCGAGGAGACCAUGGACGCGCUGCAGGCCGACAUCGACCAGCUGGAGUCCGAGAAGGUGGAGCUGAAGCAGCGCCUGAACAACCAGUCCAAGCGGACCAUCGAGGGCCUGCGCGGAGCCCCCGCCUCGGGGGUGGCCUCCAUCGUGUCCGGCAUCGCCGGAGAGGACCAGCAGAGAGGUGUCGGCGCUGGCCCGGUGGCAGGAGGGGGCUCGGGGCCCGUGCAGGUGAAGGACUCGCCCCUGCUCCUGCAGCAGAUCGACGCCCUGCAGCUCUCCAUCAAGCACCUGCAGAGCGAGAACAACCGGCUCAAGGGCGCGCAGAUGAAGCUGGCGCUGGCCAGCCUGGCGCCGCUGCAGGUGCCGCGGGUCGCGGUGCCCAAGGCCCGGCAGGCCGAGGCGCUGGCCACGCACGCGCUGUACCGCCGGAGCAGCCAGCUCCUCGAGACCCUCUACCAGAUGAGCGCCAACGCCAAGGUCGUCAACAUGAAGCAGAACAAGUCGGCUCGGAGCUCGUCGGCGCGGCUGCUGGAGCAGACGGCGCGGCUCUGGUCCCUCAAAACCACCAUCGACGCGCUGCGGGAUGACACGAUGAGGGAGAUGGUUCAGCAGCAGCUGGGUGCCAGCGUCCCCACCAACUUCGGCACCUUCCCCUCCUCCUCCUUCCUGAAGGCCAAGCAGGAGCAGGAGACCGGCAUGGCGCACUACGGCCGAGUGAGCUUCCCGUGCGCGCCGGGGCAGGGCCGGGAGCACCGGCUGCUCCUCACCCCCGAGCUGCUCCAGCGGCUGCGCAGCCACUUCGGCUCCUGAGCGGGACCCCGCGCCGCCCCCCGCGCUGAGCGACCCCAGAGCAGCCCCCGCCGCCCCCUCCCCAGCCUCCCCCGGGGCAGCCGGGCCCCGCGGGGCUCCCCCGCUGCCGCCAGCGCUCUCAGACACUACGGGCCCCCGGCCCCCCCCGCUGCCCGCGCUGCACCGGGGGCCGGAGCCCUCACUCGAGCCGCGGGCCGGGCACGGGGCUGCGGCGCCCCCGGCCUCGGCACUCGCACUCCCCAAUAAAGCUGCUCUGACACCG